CCUGAAUAUAAAACGUGCUAUCGCCUGAUGAAGGCUUUUUCUAUCUCCUGCUGUUUCCUUGAUCCAUCUCUCUGUGUGUGAUGUUUCUUCACACUCUUCGGCGGGCUGCAACGCGAAAAUCAGCAAUUAGCCCACUCAGACCAUUCAGCCGACAGUCUACCGUGCAGGUAUCUUGGCACUUAAGCCAAAUGGCUUCUACCUAUGCCGGAACUAAAUCAUCUCCUCUCACAGCGGGAUCUCAUGCUUUUAUUCUCCCCUGCAAACACAAUUUGGGACACCAUGUCUUAGGCUACCACAUCAGCGGAAAAACAUCCGGUCAGCCUAUUUUCUACUUCCAUGGCUGCCCUAGUUCCCGUCUCCAAGCCGAUGACUUUCACAAGAUUGGCGAAAAAUUGAACCUCUGCGUAAUUGGUGUCGACCGUCCGGGAAUUGGUCUUUCAACUUUUCGACCUGGAUACACACUUCUGGACUGGCCACAAGACAUACAGAAGCUAGCAGCGUACCUUGGUUUCUCGGAAUUUCGCGUGUUCGGGGGUAGUGGAGGAGGACCAUAUGCGCUGGCGUGCGCACGAGAGUUACCUGGAAACGUACUAAAGGGUACUGGAAUCCUUGCAGGACUAGGGCCGCCUGAAUCUGGUGUCAAGGGCCUUAGUUGGGAAAGGUGGUUCGGAUUUAUCGUCAAUAGAUGGCUGCCACGGUGGAUGCUACAUUUCGUUAUUGAGAAAGGGCUUGGACGACACGCUCGUAAUCCAGACCAGACACAGUGGAGAAGGUUUGUGAUCGAUGGGAUGAUCAGAAAAAUGUGUUCUAAGGAUCAAGCGCUUCUUGAUGAGAAGGAGACGGAGCGAAUGAUAAGUGAUAUGAGGAACUGUUUAAUAAGCGGCUCAGAUGGAUAUGUUCUUGACGCAAAGACAAUCCUCGGGCCGUGGCCAUUUGACUUGAGAAGUGUCAAGGCAAAGGUACUGCUUUGGAACGGAACAGAUGAUACAGAUACGCCCAUUUAUAUGGCGAGAUGGAUGGCGAAUCAAUUGCCGAACGGGAGUCUCAGAGAGUUCCCUGGUGACACUCAUUUCUCAAUUUUCUUUUGCAGAGGUGAGGAAGUCCUGAAGGAUCUAAUCGAGAUGUAACGGCUUACUGUAAAUUACUACGGUUCUUGUAUCUCUCUACUCUAGACAGAAUUCGC
Lindgomyces ingoldianus is the source of this 1183-nucleotide messenger RNA. Its product is annotated as alpha/beta-hydrolase. Lineage: Eukaryota; Fungi; Ascomycota; Dothideomycetes; Pleosporales; Lindgomycetaceae. The transcript has 2 exons. The coding region runs from base 81 to 1127 and encodes 348 amino acids. The record is from RefSeq and is a predicted model, not a curated record.